Messenger RNA from Sphaeroforma arctica JP610, 1996 nucleotides. RefSeq lists its product as hypothetical. The record is from RefSeq and is a predicted model, not a curated record. The transcript has a single exon. NCBI's taxonomy places the organism in Eukaryota, Ichthyosporea, Ichthyophonida. Bases 188 to 1996 code for a protein of 602 amino acids.
CGUGCUCGUUUUAGCAUUCCCAUAUGCGCAAGUAGCUUCCUCACUUCCGAUAGUUACACUCGUUUCUAGUUUGACAUAUCAGAGUAGUGCUAAAUGAUACUUAAUAGCACUCAUAGGUAAGUGCCAAUUAAAGUGCGCAACUUAUACACGAUAAAUUUAUAUACUUUGAUAUAUACUUACGAUCACGAUGCGGCGUAGACUAACAAGAGGUGCGGUUCAGGCAGCUCGGCCAGCUGACAGUGACGAAGAUGAACGGAAAGCAAGCAAAUCCGAUCUUGAGACUUCCGAUGGAUCGAGUUCGAAAGCAUCCGAUACUAUUCAAUCUAAGAGCUCUUCGCGCUCACGUGCUUCACGGAAUGUAAGCCGAAGGUCAUACAAGGAAAGUAGGUCAUCCAGCAGUGAGGGUGAAGAGGAGCGUACCAGCACGAAAGAUAAAAGUGUUAAUACCGCGCGGGAAGCACGUGCGACCAUACGUACACGCACACGAGCAUCCGCGCGCACAUUGCAGUCUAGUAGAUCCAGUGGGAAGAGUUCGGGUAUUGCAGAUCAGCACAAGACUAUCAACUCGUUCUUCCAAAAGAAGAGUGACACGAAAGCGCCGUCACCCGACGAGUUGUUGGAGGCCGAGAGACGGCGUGAAAAUCAGGUGAGGCGUAUGGACCGAAGUGCAAAGGAUAUGAAGCGCAAGGGCAGGCGACAACAGAGUCAAUAUGGGGCUAAUAAGGGCACACGCACGUCGCACCGAAAUGCGAGUAGAAGGACAUGCUCGGAAGGCACUAGUGAUGAGGAGAGCUCGCAGAGUGACAGCGAGAGCCAAAGUGAGAGUGUGAGUGGGAUCAGUAGUGAUGAUGCGGAUGAGAAGGAGAACAAGAGUGUCCUUAGGUCUGAGAGUGUCAGUGAUGAGUCUGGGCCGGGGCCUCAAAGGAAGAGGGCCAAAGUGGCCGGCGGUGGUGGUGAUGGUAGGGAGAGUAGGGCUACGCGUAGUACGAGGACACGUGCCAGUGCCAGACGUGAUGUCAAGAGCACCGCAGCGGAAGAAAGUGCGGAAUCGAGUGCAAGCGACGACGAUGAUGAUGAUAAUAGUGAUGUUGAUGUACAACCCGAACGGAGAUCGGCCCGAGAUAGACAGGGGAAACGGAAUGGGGAUGUGAAACCCAAGGAGGUCAAAGGUGACAGGUAUACAAAUGCCAAAGCGAGCGCCGGUGAGCGUGAGAGCGAGAGUGAGAGUGAGAGUGAAAACGAGGGCGAGAGCGAGAGCGAGAAUGAUCAGGUUAGAGGUAAACUUGGCAAAGUGAAGGCGAAGAAGAGUGAGCCUAUUGUGAUACUCUCGUCUGACGAUGAGCCCAAGACAUCGAGAAGGGCUUCCAAGGGCGCCAAAGACGACAGCAAGGGUACGAGCACCAAUGAGGAUGAGGACGAAGAAGAGAGUAGUUUUGCGACAGUGAGAUCGAACUUUAAACGGGGUCUCAAAGGCAUGACCUACAGCGCCGGCAGACGCACCACCCGCAGUCAGGACUCGCAGAGUGUGGCGAUACAAAAAGCUAAGGCGGAGAAAGCUAAAGCUAUAGCCGAACAACAACCCUCCAAGGCGCGCAGAGCUGCGCAACUCGCGAGAACAAAUACUCGGAAGACUGCGACUGCGAGGGCCAGAUCUGUGCGACAAAAGAUGACCAAGAGCAACAAGGGAGCGUAUAGUGAGAGUGAGGAAUCGCAGAGUGGCAGUCAGGGUGACAGUGGUAGCGGCGGUGGCAGUGACAGUGGCACGGGCGAAAGUGACAUCAAUAGUAGUGGUAGUAGCAAUAGCGAUGGGGAGAGCGAGGGCGAUAGCGCAAGCAGUGCAUCUCCUGUGAAGGUGACGCGAAAGCGGAAACUGGGCCAGAAGAAGCGCAAGGCGAGUAGUGUGAGGGCGCUGGAUUUGACCAAGAUCAACAACGGGUUCAGCAAAUCCGGCAGAGUGAAGGUGAGUGGAGUGAACACAGCUAAGAGUACUGCGUGA